GUGUUUUUGUUGCUGCAGAGAAGUUUGUGCUUUUUCACAAAGAGAGAUGCUGCUGUUCCACUUUCGCCUGUGUGUUGUUGUUUGUGCACAGGCAUGUGGUAGUGAAGGUGUUUGUGCAGGAGGGUGUGUGUCUUGUGACUGUUGUUGUUGAGGUGAGGCGUUGGAAACCAGUUUUUCUGCUCCAGGUGAAGUACUCCUGCCUCUCCUCACUGACAGCCUGCAGAGCUUUCAGGACAGACGGCUCUGAACCUUCAGCGGCGCUGAAACCACGUCCUGAUGGACCUGAGGCUUCAAGAAAACAUCUGAUCUUCAUCUUCAUAUUCAUCAACCACAACAGUCAUGCCACGGCACCGCAGGGGGAGGAGCCUCUCCGAGGCGCUGACCCUGGAGCAGCUGGAGGAGGGAGGGGUCUUUGUUUCCAGCAUCAGCAACCCCAAACACAGCCAGGGCCUGAAGGAAGGGGAUGAAAUUAUGGGUGCAACAAUAAAUUUUGAUCAACUAUCAAAAGAGGAAGUGUUGAAAGUACUGAAGCUAAUGGAGCCGUUUGAAGACAAAAUCCAAGUUCACACUCGAAGCAACUUAAGCAAGAGCCUUGGCAAUCUGGAUGAAUGUACCAGGGACCCUGAGAAGAUGCUCACCGAUUCCUACAGCAAACUCUACAAGACAAAAAUAAAGAAGUUUUUGAAGGACGACUUGCCCAGUGCCGAAGGCAGCAUUGGGAGCGACGAGUCAACAGUUCCUGCUGCAUCAAAGGUCAAACCCAAAAACUACACCGAACUUCCUCGUCUUGGAGUUGACUUUGGACUUGGAAAAUCCAAGACUCCAAACAGAGAUGCCAAUGUUGAUUCAACAGAUGACACCAGCAUGAACCUUCCAUCGCCGAGUCUCGGCUUCAACGACGGCAGUCAAAGUUACAUCAAAGAACCAAGAUUGGAACUUAAUACUCCAAAGACUUUUCCAGAAGGUCCUACAGUUAAGACUGUCAGUGAUCCAGAAGUAGAUCGAGAUUUGGAAGUUGGAGUUCCCAUGGUGGGGACAGACCUGAACAGAGGAGAGAUCCCAACCACCAAUGCUAACAGUCCCCAACUGAACAUUGAAGGAACAAGCCCACUAUCAAAAGUGCCCAAAUUCAAUUUCCCAAAGCUGUCUAUCUCAGGACCUUCUCUUAAUGGCCCUGAAGGUCAGAUCAGUCUACCAGGUGUAGCAACUAAAGAGGAACCCUCAGGAAAACUCAGUCUCAAGAAGUCUAAACGGCUCAAACACCCAGAUCUAAAUUUGGACGAUCCCUCCAGUUUUGUGGAGUUUUUACAAAUAAAAUCUGGAGAUUUAGAUUUGGAUUCUCCAUCAAAUGGUCUCCCAAACCGGGAGUUUUCUUUCAAAACACAAGGGGAUGUUAAAGGACCGGAAAAAAAAGCAACAGACCUAUCCAGGAUUAAAGGCCCAUCUAAAAAAUACAAGCCCCCUAAGUUUGAGAUGCCCAAAUUUGAUUUGCCAGAUAUUCCAAUUCCUGAUUUAGAAGAAGACUUUAAGAUGCUGAACACACCUGACAAAGGAAUCGCCUACCCAGAUGCUGAGUUAGACAUUCAAGGUCCAUCUGGAAAAGUCAGUCACCCAGAUGUCAACCUGAAAAUGCCAGAAUUUCAAGGUCCAGACUGGGAUGUCAAUGGUCCUUCAGGCAAACUGAAAAUGCCCAAAAUGAAUCUUUCAGGAACAUUACCCAAAGGACCCAAUCUGGAUGCAGAUCUGACAUCACCAGAUUUCAAUCUAAAAGCUCCAAAGGUUAAGGGGGGAAUAAAUACCCCUGAUGUAGACCUUCCAAACGUGGACCUUAAGAGUUCAAAGUUGAACAUGAAAACACCAGAUGUUGACAUUGGUUCACCAAAAGGAAAGUUUAAAUUUCCCAAAAUGAAAAUGCCCAAUUUUAACCUCCCAACCUUUAAAGGUCCUGAAGUUGAUGCCAAAUUGGAUCAUCCAGACUUCAAUGUAAAUGGUCCCAACUUAAACGUCAGAGGUCCAAAAGCAGAUCUAGAUGCAGAUGUUUCAGGUCCAUCCGGGAAAUUCAAAAAACCCAACUUUGACUUGCCUGAAUUUGAUGUCUCUGGACCCAAAGUAAAGGGUGGAAUUGAUGCCCCAGACACAAAACUGCCCAAGAUGGACCCCAAGACUGCCAAACUGGACUUCAAUGCCCCAGAUGUCAACCUGAAAAUGCCAGAACUUCAAGGUCCAGACUGGGAUGUCAAUGGUCCUUCAGGCAAACUGAAAAUGCCCAAAAUGAAUCUUUCAGGAACGUUACCCAAAGGACCCAAUCUGGAUGCAGAUCUGACAUCACCAGAUUUCAAUCUAAAAGCUCCAAAGGUUAAGGGGGGAAUAAAUACCCCUGAUGUAGACCUUCCAAACGUGGACCUUAAGAGUUCAAAGUUGAACAUGAAAACACCAGAUGUUGACAUUGGUUCCCCAAAAGCAAAGUUUAAAUUUCCCAAAAUGAAAAUGCCCAAAUUCAACCUCCCAACCCAUAAAAGUCCUGAAGUUGAUGCCAAAUUGGAUCAUCCAGACUUCAAUGUAAAUGGUCCCAACUUAAACCUCAGAGGUCCAAAAGCAGAUCUAGAUGCAGAUGUUUCAGGUCCAUCCGGGAAAUUCAAAAAACCCAACUUUGACUUGCCUGAAUUUGAUGUCUCUGGACCCAAAGUAAAGGGUGGAAUUGAUGCCCCACACAUAAAACUGCCCAAGAUGGACCCCAAAACUCCCAAAUUGGACCUCAAUGCCCCAGAUGUCAAUCUGAAAAUGCCAGAACUUCAAGGUCCAGACUGGGAUGUCAAUGGUCCUUCAGGCAAACUGAAAAUGCCCAAAAUGAAUCUUUCAGGAACAUUACCCAAAGGACCCAAUCUGGAUGCAGAUCUGACAUCACCAGAUUUCAAUCUAAAAGCUCCAAAGGUUAAGGGGGGAAUAAAUACCCCUGAUGUAGACCUUCCAAACGUGGACCUUAAGAGUUCAAAGUUGAACAUGAAAACACCAGAUGUUGACAUUGGUUCACCAAAAGGAAAGUUUAAAUUUCCCAAAAUGAAAAUGCCCAAUUUUAACCUCCCAACCUUUAAAGGUCCUGAAGUUGAUGCCAAAUUGGAUCAUCCAGACUUCAAUGUAAAUGGUCCCAACUUAAACGUCAGAGGUCCAAAAGCAGAACUAGAUGCAGAUGUUUCAGGUCCAUCCGGGAAAUUCAAAAAACCCAACUUUGACUUGCCUGAUUUUGAUGUCUCUGGACCCAAAGUAAAGGGUGGAAUUGAUGCCCCAGACACAAAACUGCCCAAGAUGGACCCCAAGACUGCCAAACUGGACUUCAAUGCCCCAGAUGUCAACCUGAAAAUGCCAGAACUUCAAGGUCCAGACUGGGAUGUCAAUGGUCCUUCAGGCAAACUGAAAAUGCCCAAAAUGAAUCUUUCAGGAACGUUACCCAAAGGACCCAAUCUGGAUGCAGAUCUGACAUCACCAGAUUUCAAUCUAAAAGCUCCAAAGGUUAAGGGGGGAAUAAAUACCCCUGAUGUAGACCUUCCAAACGUGGACCUUAAGAGUUCAAAGUUGAACAUGAAAACACCAGAUGUUGACAUUGGUUCCCCAAAAGCAAAGUUUAAAUUUCCCAAAAUGAAAAUGCCCAAAUUCAACCUCCCAACCCAUAAAAGUCCUGAAGUUGAUGCCAAAUUGGAUCAUCCAGACUUCAAUGUAAAUGGUCCCAACUUAAACCUCAGAGGUCCAAAAGCAGAUCUAGAUGCAGAUGUUUCAGGUCCAUCCGGGAAAUUCAAAAAACCCAACUUUGACUUGCCUGAAUUUGAUGUCUCUGGACCCAAAGUAAAGGGUGGAAUUGAUGCCCCACACAUAAAACUGCCCAAGAUGGACCCCAAAACUCCCAAAUUGGACCUCAAUGCCCCAGAUGUCAAUCUGAAAAUGCCAGAACUUCAAGGUCCAGACUGGGAUGUCAAUGGUCCUUCAGGCAAACUGAAAAUGCCCAAAAUGAAUCUUUCAGGAACGUUACCCAAAGGACCCAAUCUGGAUGCAGAUCUGACAUCACCAGAUUUCAAUCUAAAAGCUCCAAAGGUUAAGGGGGGAAUAAAUACCCCUGAUGUAGACCUUCCAAACGUGGACCUUAAGAGUACAAAGUUGGACAUGAAAACACCAGAUGGUAACAUUGGUUCACCAAAAGCAAAAUUUAAAUUUCCCAAAAUGAAAAUGCCCAAAUUCAACCUCCCAACCUUUAAAGGUCCUGAAGGUGAUGCCAAAUUGGAUCAUCCAGACUUCAAUGUAAAUGGUCCCAAUUUAGACCUCAGAGGUCCAAAGGCAGAUGUAGAUGCAGAUGUUUCAGGUCCAUCCGGGAAAUUCAAAAAACCCAACUUUGACUUGCCUGAAUUUGAUGUCUCUGGACCCAAAGUAAAGGGUGGAAUUGAUGCCCCAGACAUAAAACUGCCCAAGAUGGACCCCAAAACUCCCAAAUUGGACCUCAAUGCCCCAGAUGUCAAUCUGAAAAUGCCAGAACUUCAAGGUCCAGACUGGGAUGUCAAUGGUCCUUCAGGCAAACUGAAAAUGCCCAAAAUGAAUCUUUCAGGAACGUUACCCAAAGGACCCAAUCUGGAUGCAGAUCUGACAUCACCAGAUUUCAAUCUAAAAGCUCCAAAGGUUAAGGGGGGAAUGAAUACCCCUGAUGUAGACCUUCCAAACGUGGACCUUAAGAGUUCAAAGUUGAACAUGAAAACACCAGAUGUUGACAUUGGUUCCCCAAAAGCAAAGUUUAAAUUUCCCAAAAUGAAAAUGCCCAAAUUCAACCUCCCAACCCAUAAAAGUCCUGAAGUUGAUGCCAAAUUGGAUCAUCCAGACUUCAAUGUAAAUGGUCCCAACUUAAACCUCAGAGGUCCAAAAGCAGAUCUAGAUGCAGAUGUUUCAGGUCCAUCCGGGAAAUUCAAAAAACCCAACUUUGACUUGCCUGAAUUUGAUGUCUCUGGACCCAAAGUAAAGGGUGGAAUUGAUGCCCCAGACAUAAAACUGCCCAAGAUGGACCCCAAAACUCCCAAAUUGGACCUCAAUGUCCCAGAUGUCAAUCUGAAAAUGCCAGAACUUCAAGGUCCCGACUGGGAUGUCAAUGGUCCUUCAGGCAAACUGAAAAUGCCCAAAAUGAAUCUUUCAGGAACGUUACCUAAAGGACCCAAUCUGGAUGCAGAUCUGACAUCACCAGAUUUCAAUCUAAAAGCUCCAAAGGUUAAAGGGGGAAUAAAUACUCCUGAUAUGGACCUACAUUUGGACCAUAAAGGUCCAAAUUUUGGUGCUAACCUUCCAGGUGUCAGCACUGCCUCCCCAAAAGCAAAACUAAAAAUGCCUAAAGUUGGUUUAUCUUCGAUGAAGGGACAGGAGAUUGAUGGUAAUUUCGACAGAGCAGGCUUACCAAAUGCUGACAUAAAACACUCCAAAAAAGGCUUUGAAGUUCCUGAAGUUGAUUUUGGAAAGCCAUCGCGGAAAUUGAAAAUGCCAGAUAUAGGAUUUUCAAAACCAAAGUUUGAUAGCCCAGAUCUUGAACUAAACUCUCCAAGUCUUAAAGCCAAGAUACCAAAAGAGUCAAACAUGAAACUGAGUUCAGAUUUUCAAACUCCAGAUUUAAGCCUUAAAAUUCCAAAAGGCUCCUCCGAUUCCCCCAAGUUGGGUUUGCCAGAUGUGGACUUCAAAGCUCCCAAAAUGGACAUCUCCACUCCAGAUGUUGAUGUUGGUGUUCCUGAUAUUCAGCCAAAAAUGCCCAAAAUGAAGUUGGUGAAGGACAUGAAUGGACCUGACAUUACCGUUCCAAAUUGGGAUGUUUUUGAACCAAAGCUGAAAGGGCGUGGUGCCUUAGAUCUACACGGCACUCAAGUCAAGGGUCCAAGAUUAGACAUUCAAGACAAACAACCUGAUUUCCAGAUGUGGGGUGAUAUGGGACAACCUAACAUCAACUUUACUUCCUCCAAAAUGAAAGAUUUCAGAGGGCCAAACCCAGGUAUGAACUUCCCAUCUGCAUAUGUUCGUGGUUCUCAGCCUGACCUCAAACUGGCAGAUAGAAAGUUCAAACUUCCCUCUUUUAAAAUGCCUCAAUAUGGCGGCACAAAUAUUCACAACAUGGGCUGUGACAUUGACUUUGGGGAAUCUCUUCAGCCAAAAACUCUUUCUCCUCCAAAUGCAACACUUAACACGAGAUCAGGGACCAUGCAGGGAAAUCUCACAGGUCCCAGGGUCACGCCGCCAAACAUGGUCUAUAACAUGCCCAAAGCAGUGAUUCCCAAUUCACAGCCUCACUACAGAUCCUCAGGUUUGGAUCUAGACUAUCCCCCAACGAUUUUCCAAAGACCUCCCGACAAAAUGUACCCAAAUGUGAGCAUGACGAGGCCUGGCCUGGACAUAGAUCCAGGCGUCAGGCUACGCACUGACAGAAAAGCUUCUAGAAGCAACGUCAGAUCCAGUUAUCCUGCAGCGAAUGCUGCUCUACAGCCACACAUGGACGGUAGACGUUUGGACCUCAACAUCGAUGAUUUCACUGGAAAAGACCAUGUGCUUCGAGCCAGGGGUUCAAAUCUGGAUCUCUACGGAAAACACGACUAUGGACAGAUGAUCCCGACUUAUGUGGACACAAGAGAUUACAGAAAACCCAGAACCGUGCCAGACAGGGGUUUCGGUUUACCGGCUUUGUCUCAAAAUUCACAAAAAGUACCACCUCACAGUUCAGAUGGAUACCUCGUCACUGUUUUCCCCAAUCAAACUCCAAAUUCAAAAAUGCAAAACCUUAAAUAUAAUUCCCCCAAAAGGCAAAGCUUUCUGCCGGGUACUCUGGAUCUUGACGUUCCAUAUCAAAAUAAUCCAAAAGGCUCGACGUUCUUUUUCUCUAAUGUUGUUUAAUCAUGGGAGCUUUGAUGUUUGCUGUUUUUUUAGUCUCUGUUUUGAAAUGGCUUUAUUUAUUGUGACUUUUUUCACUUUUAUUGUGUAAAUGUUCUCAUAUGUACGUAAAAAUGUUUUAAAAAAACAUUCAUGCAUGGAGACCAGUUCAGGUUUGGAGUGGGGCAGAUUUUAAAAAAAAAGUCUGAUUCUUGCACUUUUUCUAUUAAAAAAUGUAUAAAUUUAAACUUUUACAUUAUUUUUUAUUUUUACAGGCGGUACAUUUUUAUUUUUGUAUUCUGUAGUUAAAAGACAGAGGGAGACUAAUUUUGGAUUUUCUUUGCAUUUUAAUUGUUUGUGUUUUGCAAAAGAUUACAGAAGGAAGUUGUUUUGUUUAAUAUUUGAUUUGCAAGAUAUUCAUGAUUUCUUCCAUUUUGGAUCAAUUUGCUCAGGUCUUUGAACUUUUACUGUACUGUUAUAUUUAAGAUGCAUUUUGUUUUACAUUUGGACAAAUUAAAAACUUUGUUCAUUUACUUAAAAAAUAAUGUCUGGUGACAUCUUAACUUUGUAUGUUUGUCCCUGUAAUUGUGGGCGUUUUGAUAAAAGCUCUGCAUGUAUAAUUUUGUUCUACUGCUCAGGAAAAAAUACCAUCUUUUACAAUUAAAAAAAGUCUCUUGAAAUGAAUUAUAAACAUUGUUUCAAUCUUUAGUUGUUGCGUAAAAUGAAUGUUUGGUUUGUGGCUAUUUAUUUAUUUUUAUGUUCAUUUAUUCAUUAAAUAGCCAUCUACCUGAUGCUGUGUUUGGUACUUCGGUAUACUGUUCAAUAAAGUAAAAAAAUAAAAAUAAAGGCUUCUCAUAAAACCUGUGAAAA
Messenger RNA from Oryzias latipes (Japanese medaka), 7740 nucleotides. RefSeq lists its product as uncharacterized. Gene Ontology annotation, cellular component: cytoplasm; nucleus. Gene Ontology annotation, biological process: regulation of RNA splicing. NCBI's taxonomy places the organism in Eukaryota, Metazoa, Chordata, Actinopteri, Beloniformes, Adrianichthyidae. The record is from RefSeq and is a predicted model, not a curated record.